This is a messenger RNA of Effrenium voratum, 974 nucleotides long. The record is from the annotation of a GenBank genome assembly. Lineage: Eukaryota; Dinophyceae; Suessiales; Symbiodiniaceae.
GCCCAGACUGCUUGGAAUACGUUUUGGGCGUCCAACGUGGCCAUGGAUUUGCGGGGCAAGCGGGCGGUGGUCACUGGCGCCUCCGCUGGCAUCGGGCGCGAGCUUUCGCUGCAGCUCGCGGACCGGGGCGUGGCCAAGGUGGCGCUGCUGGCGCGGCGCACGGACUUGCUGCAGGAGGUGGCGGCCGAGUGCUCCGCCAAGGGCGCCAAGGCUCUGGCGGUGCGCUGCGACGUCACGGACCGCAGCUCCUGCGAGGCCGCGGCCAGGGAGGUGCUGGCAGACCUCCAGCAGGUGGACGUUCUCAUUUUGAACGCUGGCAUGAGCAUGGGCUGCUACUUCGAGGAUAUCAAGGACAUGUCCGACGGUGAGAAGUUGAUGAACCUCAACGUCAUGGGCGUGGCCAACGUGCUCCACUACUUCCUUGCCUCGAUGCCCAAAGUCCGCGACUCGCGGAUCGUGGUGGUCAGCUCGGUCUCGGGGGUGGUCGGGGUGCCCUUCCGGACCUUUUACUGCGCCUCCAAGUGGGCGCUCCACGGCUUCUGCGCGGCGCUCCGCGCCGAGUUUCUGGAGGCCUAUGGGCCGGACAAAGCGCCCAAGGUGGUAGUGACCUGCCCCCCGGAAGUGGGCACUAGCCUUAACACCAACCGCCUGAAGUUCGGCAACGAGGAAACGGCGCAGUUUGACCAGAAAGCCGCCCUGCCUGUGCCAGUGGCUGCGCAAAUGAUCUUGGACGGAACUGUGAAAGGGGACCGGCACCACUUCUUCGCGAAGUUCUGGAGCUGGAUUCACACGUUUUACCCGUGUUGCCCCGCCCGCAUUGAGGACCUGAUAGUGAAGGGUGUGAGGAAGUCACACAAGGCCCCACGAUACGGAAAUAUGUAGGGCUGACCGCUCACGACGUGAGGUCACGUGUUCGACACGUUGCAUGUGCCGGCGUCCUCGACGUGUGCCUUGCAUGAAGCGGUAUGAGCGAU